Puntigrus tetrazona (Sumatra barb) is the source of this 4221-nucleotide messenger RNA. Its product is annotated as E3 ubiquitin-protein ligase NEDD4-like. Lineage: Eukaryota; Metazoa; Chordata; Actinopteri; Cypriniformes; Cyprinidae. Gene Ontology annotation, molecular function: sodium channel inhibitor activity; GTP binding; GTPase activity. The transcript is spliced from 17 exons. Gene Ontology annotation, biological process: regulation of dendrite morphogenesis. The record is from RefSeq and is a predicted model, not a curated record.
AGAAACGAAACUUGCAUUGUCUCGGAAAUGAAACUUACCGGCGUAGUGGAGUAACGUUAACCACAGCCAGAUUUGCCUCGAAAAAAAACAUCACUCUGUGACGAACUCAAAACGAGUCCACUUCGCCGUUUUGGUUUGUUAUCGUGAUACUUAGAAACUAUUUUGGCAUUUUAAAGCCGUUUAAGGAUGGAGAAGAUGAGUUACACGUUCAGUCAGCAAUAUGAGGAAAAAAUCCGUCCUUGCAUCGACACCAUCGACAAUCUACGGUCUCUGGGAGUCGAAAAGGACCUGGCGCUGCCUGCCAUCGCCGUCAUUGGAGACCAAAGCUCGGGGAAGAGUUCAGUUCUCGAGGCGCUGUCUGGAGUGGCGUUACCCAGGGGUAGUGGAAUUGUUACAAGAUGUCCUCUUGAGCUCAAGAUGAUAAGAAGUAAAGAUGAAGACAAAUGGCAUGGGAGAAUCAGCUACCAGGACAUACAGGAAGAUAUUCAUGAUCCAGCAGAAGUGGAGAAAAAGAUCCGUGAAGCUCAGGAUGAGAUGGCUGGAGUAGGUGUUGGUAUUAGUGAUGAACUCAUCAGUCUGCAGAUCACCUCUGCCAAUGUCCCUGACCUCACUCUCAUUGACCUCCCUGGUAUCGCACGAGUGGCUGUCAAGGGGCAACCGGAGAAUAUUGGGGAUCAGAUUAAGAGACUGAUCAGGAAGUUCGUUACAAAGCAAGAAACGAUUAACCUGGUCGUGGUGCCAUGCAAUGUUGACAUCGCAACCACAGAAGCGUUAAAGAUGGCUCAGGAGGAGGACACUGAAGGCGAAAGAACAUUAGGCAUCUUAACAAAGCCGGAUCUGGUGGACAAGGGCACCGAAGAGACAGUUGUAGACAUUGUGCACAAUGAGGUCAUUCACCUUACUAAAGGUUACAUGAUUGUGAGGUGCAGAGGACAAAAAGAGAUUUUAGAUCAAGUCACUCUCAAUGAGGCCACAGAAACAGAGAAAGCCUUCUUCAAAGAUCAUCCUCAUUUCAGCAAACUUCAUGAAGAAGGUUUCGCUACUAUUCCCAAGUUGGCUGAGAAAUUAACAAUUGAGCUGGUUCAUCACAUUCAGGUAAAAAAAAAAAUAUAUAUAGCAGAUAUUCCGAACCGUUUUGAGAUGAAGCUACACAGGAAUAACAUCUUGGAGGAGUCUUACAGACGAAUCAUGUCCCUGAAGAGACCCGACAGUCUAAAGGCUCGUCUCUGGAUUGAGUUUGAAUCGGAGAAAGGCCUGGACUACGGGGGAGUGGCCAGAGAAUGGUUCUUCCUGCUCUCCAAGGAGAUGUUUAACCCUUAUUAUGGGUUGUUUGAGUACUCAGCCACAGAUAACUACACGCUUCAGAUCAAUCCAAACUCCGGCCUCUGUAAUGAGGAUCACCUCUCAUACUUCAAGUUCAUCGGUCGAGUGGCCGGCAUGGCUGUGUAUCACGGAAAGCUGUUAGACGGUUUCUUCAUUCGACCGUUCUAUAAAAUGAUGCUGGGCAAGCAGAUCACGCUGAAUGAUAUGGAGUCAGUGGACAGUGAAUACUACAACUCUCUAAAGUGGAUUCUGGAAAACGACCCCACUGAACUGGACUUGCGGUUCUGCAUUGAUGAGGACAACUUCGGACAGACGUAUCAGGUUGAUUUGAAGCCAAGUGGAUCAGACAUGGUUGUAACCAAUGACAACAAGAAAGAAUAUAUAGAUCUGGUGAUGCAGUGGAGGUUUGUAGACCGGAUCCAGAGACAGAUGACGGCCUUCAAAGAGGGUUUCUAUGAGCUGAUACCUCAGGACCUGAUCAAGAUCUUUGAUGAAAAUGAGCUGGAGCUGCUGAUGUGUGGCUUAGGAGACGUGGACGUCAACGACUGGAGAGAAAACACCAAAUACAAAAACAGCUACAACUCAAAUCACCCUGUUAUCAUCUGGUUCUGGAAGACGGUGUUGCUGAUGGAUGCAGAAAAGCGAAUCCGUUUGCUGCAGUUUGUGACGGGAACGUCCCGCGUCCCGAUGAACGGCUUCGCUGAGCUCUACGGAUCCAAUGGGCCGCAGUUGUUCACCAUCGAACAGUGGGGCACGAGGGACAAGCUGCCCAGAGCGCACACCUGAGCUCACACGUGUUUCAAUCGUCUGGACCUCCCCCCGUACCCCUCGUUCUCCAUGCUGUACGAGAAGAUGCUGACGGCAGUGGAGGAGACCAGCACUUUCGGUUUGGAGUGAAUGUCGAUUUUUGCACUUGUGUACGCCGAUCAAAAAUACUUCAUUUCCACGACCCGUCGAGGAACAGCGAAGGACGCAGCCACCUAAAACAGACACCAGAAGCACUUAGGCGUAUGUUUUGUACACCGCGUCACUUAAAAAUACUUCCUUGGAAAGCAACAGACAGAAAACGAACGGGCGAGCUGGACCGGGGGAUGUCCGGCUCCGGGAUGAAUCGAGGAGGGCGUGGAUUAAAACGAGGAACAACACAAACCCAAAGGACUUUGAUAUUCUCGCUCUCUUUUUAUCUGUAAAAAAAAGACUUUUCUACGGAGCGUCAAAAUGCGGCGCGAACGAACAAAUGCUGUGUUGUGAAAGCUUUUUCGAAUCGCCUCAAACGCUAUCACACACGACAGCGCCGCCCGCUAUACCGAACCGAAAUGUACGUGUCCUCUCUUCUUUUUAUCGCAUUUAUACGUCGGUCAUUCUCGUAGGUUCGUUUUGACGCCGCGUGCUUCUCGUCGUCAGGUUUGCGACACUUUUGAAUGAAUUCGGUUGCUUCUAUGCUUUCACGUGUGACGUUUUCAAAGGGCAUGUUAACACUGAAGUGCACUCGCAGACGCACUACAACAUCACGAAUGUGACCACUGUGCGCGAAGGAUAAAAAGACGAUUUUUUUUUGGACUUUACAGUCCAACCCAGGCCUUUCUGUUGUCUUCGGAUGACACCAUUUCGUUCACGAAGACAUUUGAAGUAAGAGAGCGGUCACAUCCCCACAGAAUAAAGCUACAAAAACACUCAAAGUCAGCAUGAAACCCGAAACGGACGCCAUUUGUUUUAUUGAUAUUGUGGUAUAUAAUAAAUGCCACAGUAUAACAGCUCGCAAUGCCAUUUCGUGUUGACUUUAUUAUUAUUUCCAUAUCCUUAUCUAGCUUUAGUGUGACGUUAACACAUCUCUGUUUCGUUUUUCGCUCCGACAGCGUUUUUUUUUUUUUGUAUGAUACGAAACUGGAAUAUCGAGCCCAUAUCAAUACAUUCCAGACUUUUACGAAACACUGCCGUGGCUGGAUCGUACUCUGAAUGUUUUCUAAUCUGAAUUUGAGUUGAUAUCGCUUCCAGUGAAAACUGGUGCAGUCGAAACUGCCAUGAGGCCCAUCGAAUUUUGGAAUAGCGAUGAAGACGGACGCGAGCAUAUCAUCUUUUGUCAGUUCGAUUGCGGCCGGCUAGAUCGUUGAUGCAAACCGGAUAGAUCUUUGUUAUUUUGUAUUAAGGCUUUUGCAGUGGCGUGCUGAUAUUUGUGCUGAAUGUACCAAAGGUUUAGGGCUGCCGUAGACCGUCCCGACCCUCUUUUGUCCAAGCUUUGUUUGAUUAAAAAAAAAGAAAAAAGCAACUAAAAAACAACGGCGUUAAUAAUAAAAGCUUUUUUUUGGAUGCCCCGGUUUUCCUCUUAAUUUAACUUUUUAGAGUAGCUUUUUCACAAUGUUUUACACAAUAUAAAAAUACCUAUACGAUGGGGAAACUAUUAUGCUUUUUGUUGUCGUUUGAAGAUGCAUUGAAAUUGCAUUGCUGAAUAUUUAUGUACGGUAUAUCCGGAGGUUUAAAGGAGCAGUUCAGCUAAAAAUGAAAUUUAUGUUAUUUAUUCGCCCUCUUUUUUGUGGAAGAGAAAAGUUAUUUCACAGAUAUCCAGAGACUGGGAAUGUAUAAAAGCAGCAUAAAAGUCCAACGUUUCUUGGAAGAAAGCAUAUUAUGUGAGUGAGGGUAAAUGAAUUUCUGUUUUUGGGUGAACUGUUCCUUUAAAUGUCCCCUGCCUUUCUAAAGACCAGAGGCUUCAGACUGAGAUCACACAUAAGUUCUGGCUUUCUGCUUUUGACUUUCUGUACUACUUCAAUCUUGCACCGUUCACGUGCUCUGAAAACAUGUGACUGUUGAUUGGAUAACGGUUUUCAGAGCUCCACAUUUGGGUUUUUCUCUUUUUUUGUUUCAGCACAGAUGAUUGUAUAAAGCUGUUUAUCUCACGGAAAA